CUAAAGAAUACGGUCGUUUUGCCUUUAGUUUCGGUUUGGGAGUUGACCUACUUUUGAGCUUUUAUACACAAGUUUAAUAUUCUUGAAAUCUUCACCGAUAAAAAAAGUUUCGCUUUAGUUAAUACGUUUUUAAAGUUAUUACAGCUUCUUAGUCUUAGACCUUGUUUCUCUCAUGCUUCAGAUGUACUGAAAGUUUGAAACCAUACUCGUACGAGUAACAACAGAGGGCGUAUCUGGAGCAUUUUGAAUUGAACACCUGUUGGUAGGAUCCUAAUGGCCAAUCAUGUCCGGACGACAAAACUUGAACAAGAAUGCCAUCAGUGCCUUUGAGGAGCAUGGAGUCAGGACGAGAAAACCACCCAAAGUGGAUAUCUUAGACAGUAGUGGACCUCCACACAGGCCUGUGUACACUGCUGUUGCUACUCUGGGAGGGGAGGAAGUAGGAAGAGAGACGGGCAACUCUAAGCAUGAGGCCCGCAUCAAGGCUGCGGAACGUGCCCUUCAGAACCUUAGCAUUCAGGACACAGGAGCUUCAAAUGGCCAAGAGGAGGAGGACACAUGUGUAAGCGAGGAGGAUCUAACGAACCCAGUUCCCGACAGAGACCCCGUUUCUGCUCUCAUGGAGUUCUCCCAGACAUCACGGAAACAGGUGCACUUCAACCUCAUCUCACAGGAAGGGCCACCUCAUAUGCCUGUGUUUACAAUGUCAGUAACUCUUGGCGAUGAGACAUUCCCACAGGUCAAGGGAUGUAACUCGAAGAACACUAAAAAAGAUGCGGCGUGUGUGGCUCUUAAUGCCCUCGCUAGGAGAAAGGUCCUGCAGACGAAGUUUCCUAGAAUUGGUGGACAGGUGAAUGGAGCUGCUAGCAAUGCAAGGUCAAGGCCAGAUGUGACGCUGGGAAUACCUGGGAAAAACCCAGUCAGCAUGCUCAACGAGUUUGCCCAGAAAAUCAGCAAGAAGCUGACAUUUGAUGCAGUUAUGUUUGGACCUCCCCAUAAGCCCAGGUUUCGUGUAACAGCUGUUCUUGAAGAUGAGAGGUUUGUCGAGGUAGAAUCGCCCAGUAAGAAGCAGGGCAACGUGCUAGCAGCCCAGGAAGCUAUCAGGGUACUCCAGGAGAGGGGGGAAUACUCGCUGCCCAAGGCCAUUCUGGGACAGAGCCAGCCCAACAUUCAAAUCCUGACACCACCACAUCAGCUACCGUUACACGAUCGUGUAGGACAGGUUGCCAUGACGAAAAUGGAAGAAUUGCUCAGCCAGACGCCCCAGUCGCUUGUUGGUCGCAAAGUCAUGGCAGCUAUUGUGAUGACUGAUAACAAGACGAGCAUAUCCAGAGUCGUCAGUCUGGGGACAGGGAACAGGAUUAUCAAAGGUGACAAGAUAACCCAGGACGGCACCGUGUUACAUGACUCGCAUGCUGAAAUCCUGGCCAGAAGGGGAUUCAAAAGGUUCCUGUAUUCACUAGUGAAAUCGGACCCACACUGCUAUCUUACCCCGGGGCUGUCAGGGAAGUUCCGGUUCAAGCCCUUCAUAUCCUUCCACCUCUUCAUUUCCACCGCACCAUGUGGGGACGGGGCUCUCUUUGUACACUGUGAUGGAGAAAAUGGCAAUGGUGACGGUAUGGAGCACAAGCCGCUCUUCAACAACCCUCGAACACAGGGACUGAUGAGGGCCAAACAGGAAAACGGUGAAGGCACCAUACCGAUAUCGGAGGAUGACUCUAAGCAGACGAUAGAUGGAAUACUACAUGGCAACCGCCUGCGAAUCAUGUCAUGCAGUGACAAGAUCUGUCUGUGGAAUGUCGUGGGUCUUCAGGGAGCGCUGCUUUCAAGGGUGUUUGAGCCAAUCUACUUGAAGUCUAUCACACUUGGAAGUCUGUUUCACUUGGGGCACUUAUCUCGGGCCCUCUGUUGCCGUGUCAACAUCAAUGCCAUUGACCUCCAACUGCCCCAUGGUUACCACAUAAACCACCCAGAUAUUGGCGUCACUACAACUCCAGAGCCUGCUCGGGCAGUGGAGAAGUCAAGACCACUCAGUAUGAACUGGGCUUUCGGUGAUGCUAACCCAGAAAUAACUGAUGCUACUCUUGGGAAAACUUACAAGUCGCUAAACAUGGUUGAUGGCCCAUCAAGACUAUGUAAGCGAUCCAUAUUUGAGCUGGACAGGCAAACUCUGGGCCACCCACAGAACAGCACAACGUAUCGCCUCAUGAAGCAGAACGCAGACUCCUAUAACCAGGCAAAAAUGGCGUUCCAGACACGCAUGAACGAGCAGAAAUAUGGCACCUGGGUGAAAAUGCCUGUGGAACUGAAUAGAUUCACCUGCUCUUAGAAUGGCUUCCGUACAUACUGGAUGGACUGAUUCCUGAAAUGAUUAGUACAAAGAUUGGUUUCUAGCAUUGACUGUUACUUUAUGUAAUAUCUGAUGAAAAUAUCUCCCGCUGAAUUGAAGGUUUCAGGAGGGGGUAUUGUUCUGGCGUCAAAUCUUAAGAUUUUUUUGUCCAGAAUGGAAAUGAUUGGUCAGAUUACAUUCAAACUUGGUCAUAAUGUGCCCCUUGAUGAAAUAUGGACCGCUUGUAAAAGUGGGGCACAUGGGGUCAAAAACUAGAUCACUAGGUCAAAUCUUAUAAAAAAUCUUUGAAACACAUUAGAGGCAUUAUGUAUCGUCUAAUAUUCAUGAAACUUGAUCAGAAUGUUUUGCUUGAUGAACUCUUGGACAUGUUUUAAACUGGGUCACAUGUGAUAAAAUAUUAGGUCACUAGGUCAAAUCUUUCAAAAAUCUUGUCCGAAACUAUUUUAUUGUGGUGAUUGGUCGGAUUAUGUUCAAACAUGGUCAGAAUGUUCUCUUGGGUUAAAUUUCGACUGUGUUUUAAAAGUGGGUCAUAUGGGUCAAAAACAAGGUCAAUAGGUCAAAUCUUAGAAAAAAUAUUGGGAACACACUAGAGGCAAUCUUAUAUUCAUGAAACUUAAUCAGACUGUUUUCCUUGAGCCUCAAGAGUUUUAAAAUCGGUCACAUGGGGUCAAAAACUAGGCCACUAGGUCAUAUCUUACAGAAAUCUUGGGAACACUCUAGAGGCAAUACAUCUGCUCUAAUUUCCAUCAGAAUGUUUGCCUCAAUGAAAUCUUGGAAUAGUUUGAAACUAGUAGGUCAUGAGGGGUCAAAAAUGAGGUCACUGGGUCAAAUCUUAAAAAAAAACUUGCGGACUCUCUAGAGGCUAUAUUUUUUGCAAUAUCUCUGGACCAAUCUUCAUGAAACUUGAUCAGAAUGUUUGCCUUGAUGAAAUCUUAGAUUAGUUUGGAACUGGGUAACAUGGAGUCAUAAACUAGGUUUCUUGGUCAAUUCUAAAUGCUACAUUAUAUACAUUUUUUUUUCAAACAGUUGCAAUCAAACUCAAACUAUAUAUAUAUAUAUUUCACUAACAAUUGAUUUCCAUUCCUGGACUUAGCCCAAUCAGGUUGGGGAUCAAUUGAACGAAUAUACUUGUUAUUUCUUAAUUACAACUCAUUAUACCAAAUUAUUAGAAUUUUCUCAUAGAUAAUGUUGAUAAAAUUAUUAGGGCACUUGAAAUGAAAAUAAAUUGUAAGAGCAUAAAAUGUACUUGAGCAAUUCUUAGGAAUAAUGAGUUGUACUGAAUUGUUUUAUGCAUAAUGAAUGGUCCUUUUUUAAUUUCACGCAACAAGUUCAAUCUUUGAGAGAAUGUGCUUUUAAAAAGAGGAAUACAUGUUUGAAUUGAAUCCUUCUUUGGUGCUUUGUGGUAAAAUGAGUUGUGAAUGAGAAAUUACAUUUUUAUGAUAUAGGGGACUGGUGUUCUAUAUAUGGGACUGGUGUUCUAUGUAGGUGACUGGUGCUCUAUAUAGGGGACUGGUGUUCUAUAUAGGGUACUGGUGUUCUAUAUAGGGGACCGGUGUUCUAUAUAUGGGACUGGUGUUCUAUAUAGGGGACUGGUGUUCUAUAUAGGGGACUGGUGUUCUAUAUAGGGGACUGGUGUUCUAUAUAUGGGACUGGUGUUCUAUAUAGGGGACUGGUGUUCUAUGUAGGUGACUGGUUCUCUAUAUAGGGGACUGGUGCUCUAUAUAGGGGACUGGUGUUCUAUAUAGGGUACUGGUGUUCUAUAUAGGGGACCGGUGUUAGGAGACUGGUGUUCAAUAUGGGGGACUGGUGCUCAAUAUAGUGGACUGUUGGUCAUGUUUAUCAUUCUUUUGUGGUGUACAUUUCCAUAGUGUGUUAUUCUCAUCCCUUUGUUUAUUUUGUUAGCAAACAAUGGCCAGGCACUUACACAUGUUUGAUAUUAAUGGAAAGUCAAGUUUGAUGCUUCAUGCUUGGCUACAAGUGAGUCAGAAAAAUACCUCAAGUUUUAAGAUUUUGCUUUUAAAAUGUUGACCAUUGCCCUUAGCUUUGUUUUAUACAAAAGUCAGUGAUUAACACAAUGCAAUUCUUUAAGUUUGAAUUGUUUGAAAGCAAACAGCAGUCAAUUGUAUAAAACUGGUAUUUAUUUUUUUUGCUUUGGAUAAAGUUAGCCAAAAUGUCUAUUGAUUGGCCAAUAUUUAUACAAUACUAUAUGUUAACCAAUCAGAUUAUUUAAGGUAAAUGUGCAAUGUGGCCAGAAAUUAACCUGUUGAGUUUUAUACAGAUGGCUGUAAGAGUGUUUUUUUCAGCCAUUUUUUAUAGCCAAUCAUUGGUUAUUUCCCAAAAUUGAUUAGUUUUUUUUUUCAAAAUGUUGAAUAAAAAUUCUCUAUCAGAAUUGUUUUAAAGUAAUUUAGAAAAAACGUUGUUUCAGUUGGAGAAGUUCUUUUUGAGACCCUAAUGUUAAUUAUUGUUUAAGUUAUAAAAUCCCACAAAUAUGGAUUAGAAAGAUUAUUUGAGUACAUUUGACUUUCAUAAAUAUUCACAAAAAAUCCCAAUAUUGUGAAUAAACACUAGGAAAUUCCCUAUUCCAAGGCUAUAGGUCAUUUUUCCCAAAUUAUCGGGGGAAAAACCUGGAAUGUUUUUAUGAAUUUAAAAGUCAAAAAUGACAAUCUUUGUUGGAUUGUACAUUAAAGUAUCUUUUUACAUGCAAUAUAAUGCUUAGUAUAUAUUUUGUAUACGGUAUGUUGUUUUGAAAUGAUGAAAUAAGUCUUUUCAACCCAAUAUUUCUUAUAUGUGCUUUUACUUUAAUACUUUAUUGUGGUACUGGUGUAAUAUGACGUUGAAAGAUUUAAACUCAUGUAUUAUUAUAGCAUUACUUUUUAUGUGUACACAUUCAUACUUGAUGUGUUCUUAACGCCAUCCACACAUUUUUUUAUCAGGAAAAAAAAUUGGAUAUUAUAUUUUAUAUACAUUGUCGUUAUAUUGUGAAGCUUAAACACUGUACCUUUAUUUUUGCUGUGGAAUAGUGUAUGUAUUAAACAGGUUGAAUAUGCACUUUGUAGUAUUGGUGUUAUUCUGCAAAAAAUAUUAUUUAAAGGAAUCUUAGCGGAAGACUGUUGUAAUGCCAUUCUCUUCCUACUGUAUUAUGAGUUACAAUGGUCUUGCGCUAAGGCUGCCAAAUGUCUUUAAAAUGCUUUGUAAAUUGUGCUUAUUGUCCUAUUGAUUUGAGGUUUAUUUUAACCUGUUUGAAUAUUUGUUAUAUUUUAUGUUUAUUUUAAACAUAUUUGUAACAGCAUUAUUUUAGCAUCAAGAAUAUCAUUCUCAAAUCUCAUCAAGUAUAACAAGGUAUCUUAUAAUAUAUCUUUCUUAAAUCCGUUGUUGCGGAAUAAAAUAUAGUUUAGCAUUAUUAUCAUAUGGAAAAUUUCCUUUAAAGCUGCACUCUCACAGAUAUACCGUUUUGACAACUUUUAUGUCUUAGAAUGAGCCAAUUUUUGCGAUUUUUUUUAAAUAACCAGUCAUAUAAGACUGCUAACUAAAGAUCAAUUCCAAAAAACAUUUUAUAUGCUAAAAGCUUUACUAACGCUAAAAGAAAGUUGCAUAAAUAGAGAAUAUUACACAAAUGAAACAAACACAAAAGACAGUCUGCUUAGAUGGAACCUGUUAUAAGACUUUUGACUUAAGAUUGUUUAGAAAUUGUAUGUUUUAUAUAACCACUUGCAUUUCAUAAUGGCUUUUUUCAUUUUUUGUUCAAUUAUUUUUAAAUUGUUGUGUUUCUUAUGAGGCCCCGUUUGAUCUUGAUAUAUUGUAUGUCUGAAUGAACAUUUAAAACAGACAGAACCUCAAAAGGUGUACAAUUUUGUACUCAUAACCUGUGGGCUGACUGUUCAAAACUUUCGUAAAGAAUUUAACGUUAACUGUCUGUCAAAUGUUAUCAUUAUCUCAUCAUUCAGUAUAUAUUUUUUCCUGUAUUUUUACUUUUAGCUACUUCAAAACAGCAUUAUAUUGUGCAUUAAGGUUUUAAUGUGCCAUACCUUUACUUUAUAUGCUACAGAAAAAGGAGUUCAUGCCCACAUUUCUAACCCGUAUAUUCCCAUGGAUGGUUGCCAUCUUGUCAAUGAUCAUAUUGUAAAUUUAAUUUCUUGAAUCUAUUUUUUGGGGUUAUUAAGUAAUUUAUUAUGAAAAAAAUAGUUGGCAUAAAAAAACUCUUCAGUUAAUUUUACAGUUAAAAGGCAAAAUUUGAAUUUCAUUUCUGACACCUGUUUUGUAUUAAAUUGAAAUUUGUGAUCUAAAAAUAUUUAGUUGUAGGUUAGUUGAUAGGAUGCCAUCCAUUGUGUAUCUUACUCAUUGUAUCAUAAAUGGUGCUUUUAUUAAUGUUAUGUAAACAAAUAUUUUAUAAUUUUGUAAACAAAAGUUAUUGACUGAUGAUGUUUGUCACAUGACGUCUGAUAGACCAAUGAAAAAUUUAUUGAUUAUUUUUGUCAUGAUAUCUGAUCGACCAAUGAAAAAUUGAUUGAUGAUGCUUAUCACAUGACAUCUGAUAAACCAAUGAAAAGAGCGGAACUAUACCUAGCAUAUAAUAAAGCAUAAAGAACAUUUUGAAAUGUCUAAAACAUUGGUCUUAUCAAUAGUUACAAGGCAUUCCAUAGUCAGUCAUGCAGUUUUGUACACUCAUUUUUGAAGACCUUUUUCUGUGGCAUUUUAUGUUAAUACAAUGUCAUGUGUGCGUGUAACAGAUUGGUAAAUGAAACAAAAACCAGCAUAUACAUAUAUAUGCUUAAGAUCUAGAACUCGGGCUGAAUUAUUCGUAUAAAUUGAAACUGAUAUUCUGAUUUUUGUUAAAUGCCAAACAGUUAUAAAUUUCAAAAGUUAAAACAUUUUUGAGAACGAAUUUGGAGUGAAUAUCCUAGUAUAAAUAAACAGACUGUAGGUUUGUUUGCGUUCUGAUCUCUAUGAUAUGUUUCAAUUAUUCAGCCUGUUUUACAUGAAUGUACUCUUGCUUGAACCUCAAACUGUUGCGUAGGGCAGAUGUUAAUUUUGAGAUAUUUUUUUAAUUUUUACUGAUGAGGUUGAAAUGUUUUGUUUUUUCCUGAAUAAAAUAAAUGUUCAGGUUACAUUGUCUUAGCCUUGCGUUGAGUCAUCGUUGGUGUGCAAAAACCAUGGCCACUAAACUCGAGAAAUUAUCAAGAUAUUUAAAUGCAGCUUGGUACACAUGUUGCCAGAGACAAUAUGUAUACAUGUAUGACUAUAUGUACAUGUAAUUCCCGCUUUAAUAACUUUUUAAAAAGCCCCUUUUUCGAUUUAAAAACAAACAAACUGACGAGCAUUAUUGUUUGUUUCUUAUUGCUCCAGUAUUUUUGUUUCAACAAAAACAGUUUUAACAAAUCAAUAACCAUUGAAAAUUGGUACGUAAUAAAUUGUAAAUUUAAAUAUUGAUCAUUCUAAAUUACAAGCCUUGUAGAAUAUAAUAUAAAGUAUUACAAAUGACACUUUUUACAAAUGACACUUUUUUUAGGAUAGAUGUGUUAGUAUCAGUGACAGACUACUGUAUAAAAUGUGGUUAUAUUGGAAUAAACCAAUUGUAUGCUUUA
Messenger RNA from Mya arenaria, 7932 nucleotides. RefSeq names its product double-stranded RNA-specific adenosine deaminase-like. Gene Ontology annotation, cellular component: nucleolus; cytoplasm. Bases 284 to 2329 code for a protein of 681 amino acids. Gene Ontology annotation, molecular function: double-stranded RNA adenosine deaminase activity; tRNA-specific adenosine deaminase activity; double-stranded RNA binding. NCBI's taxonomy places the organism in Eukaryota, Metazoa, Mollusca, Bivalvia, Myida, Myidae. Gene Ontology annotation, biological process: RNA processing; adenosine to inosine editing. The record is from RefSeq and is a predicted model, not a curated record. The transcript has 15 exons.